GCUAGAGAAUCAAAACUGUUCCCAGUUAACAACUUUUCUUUUUAUAUAUAUAGGAAAAUCUUCUUCUUCCCAUCUCCUUUGUACGUCUUCAGAAAUGGCUUCUUCGUUGCCAUCCAAAGAUUUUCAGGAGGGAGCUGUUGAUUGUGAGCCUGAAAACGUUCUGCAAAAGCAUGUUGCGUUCUUUGACAGAAACCAUGAUGGCCUUGUUUAUCCAUGGGAGACUUUUGCGGGUUUUCGAGCAAUCGGGGCUGGUUAUUUGUUGUCGUUGAUCAGUUCUUUCUUCAUCAACGUUGCUCUCAGUCGCAAAACUCGCCCUGGAAAUCCUUUUUCUCUUGGCUCUCUUAUGUUUCCGAUUGAGGUUAAGAACAUCCAGUUUGCAAAACAUGGGAGCGAAUCUGGUGUUUAUGAUACUGAAGGAAGGUUUGUCCCCUCGAAGUUCGAACAAAUCUUCACCAAAUUCGCUCGUACUUAUCCCAAUGCCUUGACAUCAGAUGAACUAUCGGCAAUGCUCAAGGCUAACAGGGAACCCCAAGAUUACAAAGGAUGGAUUGCUAGCUGGACGGAGUGGAAGACUUUAUACUUUUUGUGCAAAGACGAUCAAGGAUUGUUGAGGAAGGAGACGAUUAGAGCUGUUUAUGAUGGAAGCUUGUUUGAACAAAUGGAGAGGGAGAGAUCAGCGGCUGCCAAAAAGAAAGAGUAGUUAUUAAACUACCAUGCUUUUUUACAUUGAUUAAUUAGCAAAAGGGUUUAGUUAAUUUGUGGUUUUUAUUAUGAAUUCUUUGGUGCAUUUUGGUUUGAGGAUUGGAAUCUGUAUAUUAAUCGUUUGAAGCAAUCACGUUCGAUUCAUGGUUA
Molecule: messenger RNA, 852 nt
Organism: Hibiscus syriacus
Lineage: Eukaryota; Viridiplantae; Streptophyta; Magnoliopsida; Malvales; Malvaceae
Product: probable peroxygenase 4
Exons: 6
Coding region: 95-700 (201 amino acids)
Molecular function (GO): monooxygenase activity; calcium ion binding
Source: RefSeq, a predicted model, not a curated record